AUGAAGCCGCCCGCGCGCCGCUUCAACUACCAGCAAUGCCGUCGCCUUCUCGUGACAGCAGGCAGGCAGUCGUCGCGACGCCGAUCUUUCCUAUGCGCAACCUCGGCCUUCUCCUCCCCUUCCCCGUCCAUUCGAGGACGGGGACAGGCGAUACCGCCCGCAGGAUCAGUAGCCCCGUUCCACAGUAGCGCCCGGAAGCUACACGACCAGCAGCAGCAAGAGCAGCAACCAGCGCCACCGAACCCGGCGCCCCUGCAGCGGCGCCCCACGACGGCGCCCAAGCCCGUCAUCGACAUCCGCCACAUCCGCGAAAACCCAGAGCUGUACGCAGCCAACUGCCGAGCGCGCAACUACCCCGCGGCCGCCGACUACCCCAGGCAGAUCAAAGAGCUGUUCGCGCAGUGGCAGGAUCAUCAGCGCCGGGGCCGCGGCCUGCGCGAGGCCGCCAACCGCCUCCGCCGCCAGCUGACGAACCCGGGCGACACGUCGCAGUCGGAGCCUGAGCCGCCCUCGUCGCCGACGCCGCCGCCGCCGCCCACGCGCGACACCCUGCUGGCCGAGGGCCGCCGCAUCAAGGCCGAGCUGUCCACCAUCGAGGAGGCCGAGGCGCGCCUGCAGGCCGAGAUGCAUGUCCUGGCCCUGGCAAUCCCCAACCUGACCAGCCCCUCGACGCCCGCCGGCGACGAGCCGCGCGUGCUCACCUACAUCAACGACCACCCCGAGGCAGCGACAACCACCACGUCGGAGAGUGGCGCUGCGCAGGCGCAGUCGGACCGCGUGUGGCGGUCGCACGUGCACAUUGGCUCGGAGCUGGGGCUGCUGGACUUUGCGGCGGCGGGGGCGACGUCCGGGUGGGGGUGGUACUACCUGCUGGACGAGGCCGCGCAGCUGGAGCAGGCUCUGGUGAGCUACGCGCUGGCGGCGGCGACGCGCAGCGGGUGGCGGCAGGUGAGCCCGCCCAGCGUCGUGUACAGCCACAUGGCCGGGGCGUGCGGGUUCCAGCCGCGCGACGCCAACGGCGAGACGCAGGUGUACGCGCUCGCGCAAUCCGCCGACGACGCCGCGCGCGGCCGCCCUGAGCUGUGCCUCGCCGGCACGUCCGAGAUCCCGCUAGCCGCCAUGAAGGCCGACGCCACGCUCGACGAGGCCGAGCUGCCGCUCAAGCGCGUCGCCGUGUCGCGGUGCUACCGUGCCGAGGCGGGCGCGCGCGGCGCCAACACCAAGGGCCUGUACCGCGUGCACGAGUUCACCAAGGUGGAGCUGUUCGCGUGGACGGCGCCCGACGCGGCCGAGGCCGGCGACGUGUUCGAGGAGGUGGUCGACUUCCAGACGGAGCUGCUGGGGUCGCUGGGCCUGCACUGCCGCGUGCUAGAGAUGCCGGCCGCAGACCUCGGCGCGUCGGCUUGGCGCAAGUGCGACAUCGAGGCCUUCUUCCCGUCGCGCCGCGACCGCAACGGCGGCUGGGGCGAGCUGACCAGCGCCAGCAUCUGCACCGACUACCAGGCGCGGCGCCUCGCCACACGCGUGCGCUUCGCCGACAAACUCGACUUCCCCUACACAGUCAACGGUACCGCCCUGGCCGUGCCGCGCGUGAUUGCUGCCCUGCUGGAGAACGGCUGGGACGAGGCCGACAAGUCGGUCGCCAUCCCCGAGGUGCUGCGCCCGUGGAUGGACGGCCGCGACAAGAUUGGCCCGAGGCAUCACCAGUUGUAG
Lasiosphaeria miniovina is the source of this 1713-nucleotide messenger RNA. RefSeq lists its product as uncharacterized. The coding region runs from base 1 to 1713 and encodes 570 amino acids. Gene Ontology annotation, biological process: mitochondrial seryl-tRNA aminoacylation. The record is from RefSeq and is a predicted model, not a curated record. The transcript has a single exon. Gene Ontology annotation, cellular component: mitochondrion. Gene Ontology annotation, molecular function: tRNA binding; ATP binding; serine-tRNA ligase activity. NCBI's taxonomy places the organism in Eukaryota, Fungi, Ascomycota, Sordariomycetes, Sordariales, Lasiosphaeriaceae.